This is a messenger RNA of Anopheles coluzzii, 4664 nucleotides long. RefSeq lists its product as uncharacterized. Gene Ontology annotation, molecular function: glycosyltransferase activity. Bases 350 to 3436 code for a protein of 1028 amino acids. Gene Ontology annotation, cellular component: cytoplasm. The record is from RefSeq and is a predicted model, not a curated record. NCBI's taxonomy places the organism in Eukaryota, Metazoa, Arthropoda, Insecta, Diptera, Culicidae. The transcript has 8 exons.
GUGGUGUCGUCAACGCCGGCCUUUCCUUGAGUUGAUUGUAUUUAUAGAACUAUGUGAAACAACUUCUCACAAAAUACCGGUUGCGUUUCCGCGGCUCUUAUCAUCGUCAUUUCGAACAAAACCUGCCACCACGGAGUUUCGUGCGAUGCUGUAGUGUUUUUAGGUUUAGGUAACUUCAUUAACGAAACGUCUUUCCUCAAUUUUCUAUCAAUAACCGUCGUCCUUCCCUGCGCCGCUAAACUUGUUUUAUUCAAUAGCCUGCAGCAUUUCUUUGGUUGAUCUUCUCAGUGUGGAGACAUCAAGUGCAUCUCAGUUUACACCAGCAAAGAAUUGUCAACAAGUCAACAAAAUGAGCAAAUACGCCUGGGUGACUUUAGCGACCAAUGAUUCCUACUCCCUUGGAGCUCUUGUUGUAGCUCACUCGCUAAAGCGAGUUCAUACUGAGCAUCAAACAGCUGUGCUCAUUACGCCAGGUGUAUCGGAAUCAAUGAAAACAAAGCUACGCGCUGUAUUUAAUGUUGUAGAAGAGGUUAAUCUACUGGAUUCAAAAGAUGAAGCAAAUCUUGCGCUUCUUAAGCGACCAGAGCUGGGUGUUACUUUCACCAAAUUACACUGUUGGCGCCUUACACAAUUCGAGAAAUGUGUUUUCCUCGAUGCUGAUACGCUGGUUUUGCGCAACUGUGAUGAGCUUUUCGAACGAGAAGAGCUAUCGGCUGCACCUGACAUUGGCUGGCCGGAUUGUUUCAACUCAGGGGUGUAUGUGUACACCCCAAAUAUGGAAACAUUCUCUAGCUUGGUUCAGUACGCUGUCACUCACGGUAGUUUCGAUGGCGGGGAUCAAGGAUUGCUGAAUUCAUACUUCUCUGAUUGGGCUCACAAGGACAUCCAGAAGCACUUGCCCUUCAUUUACAACACGUCUUCGGUGGCGACGUACUCUUACUUGCCUGCAUUUAAACAGUUUGGACAAAACACAAAAAUUCUUCAUUUCAUCGGUGUUGCUAAGCCAUGGCUGCAGAACUUUAACUCUGAAACACGAAAAGUUUAUGUUCCUUCCGAAUGUCAGCAUCUAGCCAACUUUCUUCAGUACUGGUGGGACAUUUUUGCUGAAGAUGUUCAUUCACGGCUAAGUCCGGAUAUGCAACAAGCUUUAAAACACUGGAUGAAGCCUUUAAGCAAGGUUAGUGCUAAUCAAUAUCGUUCCACCAGUUCGGGAACGAUCUAUGUAACUAAUGAGACCGACAUCGAUAAUCAGAUGUUAUGUUGGCAAAAUGAACAAAACCAUCAAUCGCAGCAACAGCAAAGAGACGGUUACGUUCCUUCAUAUGAUCCACAAAUGGUAUAUACAGAUCCCUGGGAGGAUUAUCUGCAAAGACAAGAGCAUGCAAAAAAUAUGAGAAAACAAGAAGAAGAGCGGCUAUACUUCCUAUAUUUAGAUCAACUACGUGUUCAAGAACAUGAAAGCCGCCAAGAGUAUGAAUCAUCUCUUGUAAACACAAAGAGUCACCAUGAACAGUCAUAUCAUGUACAUCAUGAUCAACAUGUUUCCCAACAUCAGAAUCUUCACCAAGGUACUGAUGAGGGUCAUGAUGAACAUCGCCAUGAAGUUCAUUAUGAUACAAAUGCCUUCCAGCGUACAGAUCAAUGGGUCGAUAAAAUGAUACAACAACACGAAGCAAAUAUAGGUCACUGGGAAAAAGCUCCUAGCAAAGUAUAUGAGGUUCAGGAACGAGAGCCAUUCAGCUUCAAUACUGUGGACCCGACCGGUUAUCAAUUGAACAACAAAUUAAAUCCACAAGACUCAGCUGGUGAUAGAAGCACUUCCGUUAAGGAUAGUACUGAAACUAUCACAGUAGAAGAAAUCAAAACGGUUGCUUUAACCUCCCAACAACAAACAUCAUGUCCCGACCUGUACGAACCAGCCGAAUGCCAAGCAAAUGUUGAUGGUGGUAAAAAUGGGGAAGGGGAUGGGAGUGGUAUUGCUGGGGCAUUGGCUCAGUUGCAUCUUGGCGAAGCGAAAUCUAAGGAACAAGAAGCCUACGAAGAGCAUAUGAGACGUCAAUGCUGGGAAACAGGCAACAUCGAUUAUAUGGGUCGGGACUCUUUUGACAACAUUUGGAAACGCAUUCAACAAACCAUAAACACCGGCUCAUGCAUGGAAGAAUCAUCCGAGGCUUCCGUUGCGCAAACUACUGCACCUGGUACAACACAACGCGCAAGCCGCCGCCCAUCACGUUCGCGAUCUGCAACUCCGAAAAGAGAUCCGAAAGACCGCUCUCCAACGCCACAACCAGAAGAGAAAAUAUCUGUUGAUAAAAAGGAAGCCCAAGUCGUUCCUCCACCGGUCAUUGCGGAGGAGGACGAUGUUGCUGUCAGUUUAUCUACGAUGGACUGUAGUAGUUUUGCAAUACGACUCCAAACCUCCAGGCUGCCACCACCAAUUCAGUAUGAUCCAACUACCAAUACGACAACAUUGACGAAGAAAGUUUUUGCAGGUUACCAACAAAUUAUAACGACCAAGAGUCCAGAAGGAAAAACUCGAACGCACACGAAGCUGGUCUACGAUCCCUCGGUCGAAGAUGAUGAAACUAAAGAGGAGGCGAAUGUGCCACUUACUACACCCACAGUAGCCUCGAACCAGGACGUAGUAGAUGGUACUGUGAUGCAGAAGGCGACCGUAAAUACUCCUCCAGUAUCGUCGAAGCAAAAGAUAACGACGGCAGCUGCUGAAGGUGGCAUGAAGGAAAUGUCUUCAACAAAAACUGCAAUGCAGGCAUCGAAUAUCACUCCUGGAAUUAAAAAAGAUGCCAAUGUUUCUCAGUCGCCGAUGCCAAAAUCUGCAUCAAACCCCACGGCUCCAUCCUCAGCCCAACAGCCUCAACAGCAGGUGGCACAGGAAUCGCUUGCAGGUAAAACGAACGCAUUCUUCGAAACACAGCAACCGGUCAAAGCAUUGCGUAAAAAAAGACACAUUUCUCCACCACCGCAACCACUGCCUACUACAAACGCGACGUCCAACAAUCAAGCCUCAGGAAAAGCAUCAACUUCAUCUUCGCCAUUAUCAUCAUCAUCGUCAUCUGCAACGAACGCUUUGCACCGUGGGCUGCCGGCUAAUCCAAAGGCUUCCGUAACUACAGCUAUUUUGCCAUCUGUCGUAUCGCAUCCAUCAAUAGCAUCCUCUAGCAAGGCAGAAGCGAGCAACACACAGAACACUCUCAACACACGCACUUUUUUAAAUAAUCAAAAAGAUGAAUCGGCUCUAACACUGCCAUUACUUGAGAAGACUUCAACACCCGCGUCACAGUCAUCACCGUCAACCAAGAGUUCCACUGAAACGAAACCAAACCACACCGCCGUCGAAGGUUCUAAAGUUGGUUCGCCUCCAGUGCCUCCACGUCGUAAGCGUGAAUCAAGAACUGCAAAAAUAGGUAAAAUUUAAUAGCCACGUCUUUCUAUGAACGUGUUCGUUUCUUCAUCAAAUCCUAGUUCAUCGAGCGGAAACACACAAGCGGUAAACAAAAAUUGAACAAUUGCAACUUGGGCUUCGUAACAAAUAAUAAUCCCUUAUUGGGAAUAGAACAUCGAUACACAAUACAACGAUUCCGUCAAUAAUCGGUUUCGAUGCUAUGAUGAUUAUCCAGAUUUAAGUCAACUUUCCUUCUAACCCGCUUUAAUAGCUUCGGUGAUUGCAUCUUUUAUCUUUAAAAAGCAUUCAAAUUCAAUUUGUUUGAAAGGGAUCGUUUUUUUUUCAUUUCCAUCGCCACUACAAUAAUUGGCAAUCUACUAAUCCUGACCAAACCUGAGCCUUACCGAGACUUUGACCCAUAGUGGGAUAGUCCACGUCCACGGCAUCUCCUUAUUGUUAUUGGUGGGUCGGUCCUAUCCGUAUAUGGAACUAGGAUGGACGUUUUGUUGAGUCAUACGUUUAACGACUACACUUCUCAAGGACUGUGCCGAAAUUUGUCAAUUCAGUAUUUCACAAAGUCACUCACCUCGACAACCACACUAGACGGACAAAAAGCAAUACAGCAACUGUCUGUGUUUAGCUAUUGAACUUUGGUUUGAAUGCAAAACGUCUAAUGAUUCAUUUUCAAGAUACAAGACAAUUUUCAUUUGAAGUUUAAAAAUUCACAAUUCACAUGCUAUUGCUUUCGUCGCACAAAGCUACACUUGAGACAUUUGAUCAAACUGUUUACUUAAAACAAAUCUACAUCUACAUUGCAAAUCGCAAUUGUUUGCAUUACCGUACGCGUUUAUUGUAUAACCGCACAAACCCCUUGUUUUUUUUUUUUUUUCAAAAUUGUACGUCACAGCUAACACGUAAACGGACUCAAUUGCAAACAUCCUUUGGACACUUUCAUCAAUGUUCUAAGAUUGUUCUAAUAAAGCUCAAUUUGUGUAUUAUAUAGUCAAAGUUAUUAUUCAUUACAUUGAAUAACCCGAUCCGUUUCAUGUUGCGUACCUGUAGGUCGAUGCCAUGUUUUCUCUAUCAGAAUGUUGUUCGUUGGUUUCGUUCUCAAAAACCUAGCACUAGCCUAGAACGUGAUUACACAAAAUUAUGUUUUGUUCGUCUAUCAAUCGCCUGCUUGCCAUACCAGCAUUUUAUGAUUUUUAUAAUGGAAUUUGAGUUAUAAUCUAUCUUAUUCUCUUGUUCUCUUCUCUUUUCU